Messenger RNA from Colossoma macropomum (tambaqui), 2347 nucleotides. RefSeq names its product probable G-protein coupled receptor 149. The record is from RefSeq and is a predicted model, not a curated record. Lineage: Eukaryota; Metazoa; Chordata; Actinopteri; Characiformes; Serrasalmidae. The coding region runs from base 1 to 2253 and encodes 750 amino acids. The transcript has 4 exons.
AUGACGACGGCCACGGCGCGCGCUUCUCCAUCACCUCUGCUCAACGGGACAGGCCAGCACGCGACAGACGCGGAGGACUCCGCCGAGGCCGGGUGGCGCGCGCUGCUGCUCUUCGGCGCGUCGGUGGCGGUGGGCGCCGUGGUGUGCGCGGGCGGCCUCUACUCGCUGGCGUCUGUGCCGCGCAUGCGCGCGCGCUCGCCGCUGUGCCUCAUCGUGGCCUGCCUGUCCGUGGACGACCUGAUCGGCGUGGUGCCGCUCGCGCUCGCCGCGGUGCUGCAGUGGAGGCGAGAGGGGCACGGCAAAGACGGCGAUGAUGACGCGGCCGUGUGCACGUGGGCGGGACUGUUGUACGUCUUCCACGGGCUCGCGAGCAACAUGAAGGCGUGCCUCAUCGCCGCCUACACGCUCUACGCGAGCAGACGGAGAAGAGGAGCGCGAGGAGCGCGAGCAGGUGCAAGAGGAGGCGUGCCGUGCGCGCUCGCCGCCGUGUGGGCCGCCAGCCUGGCCGUGAGCGCGCUCCCGCUGGGCGGCUGGGGUCGCUUCUCGCGCGCCUCUCUGGGCUGCCUGCCGGCGCGCGACGGCUUCUACGCGCCGCUGCUCGUGGCCCUGUACGCGCUGUGCGCGUGCGGCUUGGCCGCGUGCUCGGCGCCGCUCACGCACCAGCUGCUGUGCUCGGCGGACGCGCUCAGGCCGCUCUGCCGGUGGGAGGGAGGAGGGGGCGGGGCCGCAAGCGCCGAGGGGCCCGCGGCGCCCCUCUGCGAAGUCGCCUCCGUGUCGCGCGAGAGCCUGGAGAGGAGCUACGGCGAGCUGGGCUCCGGCGCGGCGGGCUCGGAGUGCGGGGCGGAGGCGUGUCCCUGCUCCAGGGGCCAGUUUGGCGGACAGGGGGUCCGGCACUGUCCGGUGGUCUUCGCGCAGAAACGCUUCUCCAUGAUCCUCGCCAUGGCACGGAUUGUUCUGUGGAUGCCAAUGAUGGCCCAGAUCCUGGUAAGCCACACUGUCCAGAUGCACAGCUCGUCUCUGGAGACGCUUUGUUUUUUCCUGACCUUGCUCUCGGCAGCGGUCACCCCGGUGUUCGUCCUCUCGGAGCGCUGGAUUCACCUUCCCUGUGGCUGCUUCAUCAACUGCCGCCGGGGCUCCACCUCCACAUCUAUCUCUUCCACCUCCCACAAAAGGAGAUUCGAAUUCAACCUGUCCUUCCAGCAAGGCUACGGCAUCUACAAGAUACCUCACGUCACGUCACCCUCCGUUGAGAAGCCCUCCUACAACAGCCUGUACAACUGCGACUUCUCCGAAAGCCGGAUUGCAGUGUUGGACAGCGGUCAGAUCGCCAACCUGGCCGCUCGUGAGCUGAGGAGUCCGGGGGAGGCGGAGGACUGCUCUCUCCACAGUGAGCUCCUGCUAGAUGCUGUGUCUGCCGAAUCCAGGAGAGAAGGCCUGCCCCAGCUGAGCUCGGGAGAACGGGACGGCUUUGGAAGCGUCUCACCUCCUGUCUCAGCCUGUGAUGGGGAGGACCUCAACCUGGACGCUUCCUCAGUGUUUGAUGGCCCUGAGAGGAGGCUGUCUCACGAGGAGUGCCGCAAGAUCGAAUUGACGGACUGGGAGUGGUGCAGGAGCAAAUCGGAGAGGACACCAAGACAGAGAUCAGCGGGUGCAGGCGGAUUGGCCAUCCCCCUCUGUGCUUUCCAGGGCACUGUGUCUCUCCAUGCGCCCACAGGCAAAACGCUGUCCCUUUCCACCUAUGAGGUCAGCAGUGAUGGCCUCAAGAUCUCCCCCAACAAUGCCAAAAAGGUGGAGGUGUACCGCUCCAAGUCUGUGGGCCAUGAGCCCAGUGCCGACGAGCCAAACUCGAGUGGCAGUGGUGGGGGUGGAGCUCCGGCGCCUGGGGGUGUAGCCGACACCAAUGUGAAGAUCCACCUGGAAGUCUUGGAGAUCUGUGACAAUGAGGAGGCCAUGGACAGUGUGUCAAUCGUGUCCAAUAUCAGCCAGUCAUCAGCCCAUGCUCGCUCCCCGUCGCUGCGUUACUCGCGUCGCGAGAACCGCUUUGUGUCAUGUGACCUGGGCGAGACUGCCUCCUACUCACUGCUGAUCCCAACCAACCCAGAUGCUGACAGCAUCAACAUCCAUAUCCCUGACACAGUUGAGGCGCACAGGCAGAACAGCCGACGCCAGCGGCAGGAUGCUGGUGGUUACCGGGAGGAGAUCCAGCUCCUGAACGAGGUCUACAGAAGGCAAGGUGGAGACCUGGGUGACUGAAACCCCGGCCAGCCACUUUAUAUUAAGACUCUGUUAGUCUGGACUGAGAUGGACUUUGAACGUUCUCUGAAUUUGAUUUGAGGAAGAAGACUUG